AUGAAGAAGAUAAACCAGAUCCCGAACAUCAGCCGCAAUCAGGACGAAUUACGUGAUUUGCAGUACCCAACGAGUACGAUUGAACCCAUCCCUUACCUUGCGCCACCAGAACCAGACGGUUUGAAAUGCCGUGCUUGUGGCCAUAUUCUGCGUCGCAUCCAAAAGAUGCAAAAGCAUUGCGCUGAGAAACAUCAAUGGAUAAACCCAAGAGGCAGGGGAAGACCAGUACCGGAUUGCCACGAAUCUGCUGAUGAACCACCGUGGGAGGAACAUGUCGCGUGUCAACGAUUCUUUCCUAGCAGGGCCGGCAGCAGAUGGUUCCAAGUAAAUGUCCAGACACGGCCACAAACCGAUGUGCGCAACAGAAUGCAUACAAACUCGUUCCAAUCGCGAGUGGAGCCACGAGAACUCGACCAGGCCUCAUGCUCUCAUCUCAGUGAAGUAAUAGAACGUGAACAGACAUAUUCGGAAACAGUGAACCAGCCACGUUUGAGUAGUAAAGAUAUGGACAAUGGCUCUUUUGCGACUACGAGCAUCUGGAUGGAGAGAACACGAUGGCAAGAUAUAUACAAAGGCGCAAGGCGCGAUAUCUUGCGAUCAUCGACUCGACUACCUGACCGACGCGCCUUGGCAAUUGACCGCUUCUUGGGGCAGGGAAACCAAGAAUCUGAUCCAGACAUCACAAGCUCGAGCGAAGCUGAGCAGAAGAUUUCUUGCAUCUUAGAGGCUUUAGAUACUGUAGUGGACCGAUGCGAAGACACGAUCAGUCGAACAAGCCGUUUUCUUCUAUGCUGGCUGAACAGCACGAAAUACCAGCACUUUUACGAAAGACCUUUCAGUCUAGUGGCGGAAAAGAGUACCGAAAAAAAUACCGGAAUGUCCAGAAACGCCUGUUGGCUUUUGCUUUUCGGACGCAUAUAA
Messenger RNA from Fusarium mangiferae, 921 nucleotides. RefSeq lists its product as uncharacterized. The transcript has a single exon. Bases 1 to 921 code for a protein of 306 amino acids. The record is from RefSeq and is a predicted model, not a curated record. Lineage: Eukaryota; Fungi; Ascomycota; Sordariomycetes; Hypocreales; Nectriaceae.